UACUACAACAUGGACUCUAGCACUAAGACGUCGCGACCGCGCCUGGUCGUCCUGGGUUCUGGCUGGGGAGCGAUGAGCUUCAUCAAGAGUCUUCCGGCCAACAUCAGCGAAAUGUAUGAGGUGGUCGUGGUGUCGCCCCGCAACUACUUUCUGUACACGCCUCUUCUCCCAGCCGUUGCGACCGGCACCAUGGAGGAGCGGUCAAUCGUGGAGCCGGUUCGGAACUUCAUCAUCGGCAAGGAGGGGGGAAGGGGUAGGCGGCUUCUGUGUAGCUGCUCCCGUGCCUGCCCUCUCCGACGAUGUUGUUUUCCUGCUGCUGCUGCUGCUGCUACUGCUGCUGCUGCUGCAGCUGUUGCUACUGCUGCUGCUGCAGCUGUUGGCUCGGUCAACAACACGUUCGGUAUCCGGGGUGUCGACCAGUACUGCUUCUACUUCAAAUCCAUUGAGGACGCGGGCCGGCUUAGGGCUCGAGUGUCCGAGUGCUUCGAGCGGGCAGCGCUGCCUGCCACCCCAGAGGAGGAACGCAAGAAGCUGCUCACGUUUGUGGUGGUGGGCGGGGGCCCCACGGGCGUCGAGGUGGCGGCGGAGCUGUACGACAUGAUUGAGUGCGACCUGUCGAAGCUUUACCCUAACAUUGUCUCGAUUCAAAUUGUGGAGCUGAUGGAUCACGUGCUGUCAACGUACGACAGGGCCAUCUCCAUUUACACUGCCGAGCAGUUCAAGCGCGCAGGCAUCAAGCUGGUUCUAAACAGCCGGGUGGCGGCCGUUGAGGACGGCUGUGUUCGGGUGGUCAACAAGGCCAACGAGGUUACGGAGAUAAAGUUCGGAGCCUGUGUGUGGGCGACGGGUAUUGCGAUGAACCCCCUGAUACGGCAACUUCAGGAGAAGCUGCCUGGGCAGUCGCACUUCAGGUCGGUCCUGACUGACGAGUGCCUCCGGGUGAAGGGCAGUGAUGGCAGCAUCUGGGCGUUGGGGGAUGCGGCCACCAUUGACCAGCCCAAGGUGAGUGGCUGGGUAGCCAACCAGCAGGGCAAGUACCUGGCCAAGGUGUUUUCAUCCACCAAGAUUACGGGUAAUCCGGAGGGAGGGGGGUUGAGGGUGAGGGUGAGGGCGAGGGCGAGGGCGAGGGGGGGCUGGUACUUCCACAAGGGCUCGGCGGCCUACGUGGGCAGUGACAAGGCCGUGUUCGACCUGCCGCGUCUCGGGCCCCUCACGGGCACCGGAGCGGGCUUCGUGUGGAAGAGCUACGAGACCAUGUCGCAGUUCUCCUUCCGCAACCAGUGCCUGGUGGCGGCGGACUGGCUGCGCACCAAGAUAUUUGGACGGGAUAUCUCCAGAGUGUGAUUGUGUGUGUACGUAUGUGCAUGCAUGUAUGCAUGCAUGCAUGCAUGCAUGCAUGUAUGUAUGUAUGUAUGUAUGUAUGUAUGUAU
This is a messenger RNA of Volvox carteri f. nagariensis, 1430 nucleotides long. RefSeq lists its product as uncharacterized. Lineage: Eukaryota; Viridiplantae; Chlorophyta; Chlorophyceae; Chlamydomonadales; Volvocaceae. Bases 10 to 1344 code for a protein of 444 amino acids. Gene Ontology annotation, molecular function: NADH dehydrogenase activity. The record is from RefSeq and is a predicted model, not a curated record. The transcript has 13 exons.